Molecule: messenger RNA, 348 nt
Organism: Clunio marinus
Lineage: Eukaryota; Metazoa; Arthropoda; Insecta; Diptera; Chironomidae
Source: the annotation of a GenBank genome assembly
AUGUCAGAGUUAAGAAGAAUGUUUGUUCAGAUGAAACCACUUUUGGGAGCAUUAUCUCCUGUGUUGUUAAAAGGAAAAGUGAAAGACAAAUAUUUAACAAAAAAGAAACGUAACAAGCCAACAAAUAUGGAUUAUCAAUGCAUCGUCAUCUAUACAAUCGCUCACAUUGCUCCAUUUUAUCCAAAUUUAAAUUCCCCAUCGUCAAGUAAACAUGAACAAUCGAAGUCAUCGAACGGUUGUUUGAAUUGGAUAAAGCUUCAAAUAAAAAGAAAAAAAGAAAGUCCAUUGAAGUGUAUGAAAAGCAAUCAACAGCUAAAACAUGACGAAGUUCAUGAGAAUCAUAUUUAA